Stegostoma tigrinum is the source of this 3225-nucleotide messenger RNA. It is a transcript of the gene pcsk1, whose product is annotated as proprotein convertase subtilisin/kexin type 1. Gene Ontology annotation, cellular component: trans-Golgi network; Golgi membrane. Gene Ontology annotation, biological process: protein processing. NCBI's taxonomy places the organism in Eukaryota, Metazoa, Chordata, Chondrichthyes, Orectolobiformes, Stegostomatidae. The coding region runs from base 382 to 2700 and encodes 772 amino acids. The record is from RefSeq and is a predicted model, not a curated record. Gene Ontology annotation, molecular function: serine-type endopeptidase activity. The transcript is spliced from 14 exons.
CAAACCAAUGUUACAUGUGAGCCGUAUUGCAGCAAAAUGCACGGUGUGAUGGCUCGAAAUGGCUGUCGAAUGUCAGCACUGGACAGCUCCCGCUAAAGAUUUGUCCCCGAUCCUUCGCAAUACAUUCCUCAGGCUGGCUUUCAGCAAUUCACCCGGGAAAAUUUGGUCGAUAUUAUUGAAGGUACACUGGACUUGACGUCAGGGCGAUGCUUUACGUAGCAUUCGGUGCGUAAACACUGUUUCCCAUUCAAGCUCAGAGAUAUACCACUUUCAUUUCGUCUGCUAGCAUCCAGCUCAUGAGAAAACCAGUUUGUUUUCCCACUUAGUACAGCAGCAACCCGAGUGCAGGAAGCGUCUGCAAUAUCAUUCUGCAUCCUUUACAUGUCUCAAGCCCUUCUCUUUCCUUUGUAUAUCAAGAUAAUUAUGAAACAAAAAUAUUGCCUUUCCCUGCGAUUUGUAGCACUAAUGGUGUUUGCAAUUUGCACCUUACCGGGCAUGGCCAGCGAAGACAAACAAUACGUUAACGAGUGGGCAGUGGAAGUGCUUGGAGGACCCGAGGUGGCGAAAGCUAUUGCCGAAGAACUGGAUUAUGAUUUUAUGGGUCAGAUUGGAGCACUUCAAAAUCACUAUCUGCUCAGACACAAAAUUCAUCCACGAAGGUCUCGAAGGAGUGCUGAUCACUUUACAAAAAGAUUGUUUGAAGAUGAACGGGUGUCAUGGGCAGAACAACAGUAUGAAAAGCAAAGAAGUAAGCGGUCUCCUGUAAGGGACUGUACAGAUUGCAUGGCAGAGAAAAUGUUUACUGAUCCCAUGUGGAAUCAGCAAUGGUAUCUACAAGAUACAAGGACUUCAUCAUCCCUGCCAAAACUAGAUCUACACGUUAUCCCUGUGUGGAAGAAGGGAAUAACAGGUAAAGGAAUUGUGCUUACUGUGCUUGAUGAUGGAUUGGAAUGGAAUCACACGGAUAUUCAAGCAAAUUAUGAUCCAGAAGCAAGCUAUGAUUUUAAUGAUAAUGACCCUGAUCCGUUUCCCAGAUAUGACCCAACCAAUGAAAAUAAGCAUGGUACAAGGUGUGCUGGGGAAAUUGCAAUGCAAGCCAAUAACAAGAAAUGUGGAGUAGGAGUAGCUUACAAUUCAAAAGUUGGAGGCAUCAGAAUGCUGGAUGGCAUCGUAACAGAUGCAAUUGAAGCCACUUCAAUUGGAUUCAAUCCACAGCAUGUAGAUAUUUAUAGUGCAAGCUGGGGUCCAAAUGAUGAUGGAAAGACUGUGGAAGGUCCUGGGAGACUUGCACAAAAAGCAUUUGAAUAUGGCAUUCAGAAGGGUAGAGGAGGAAAAGGGUCAAUUUUUGUCUGGGCAUCUGGGAAUGGCGGUCGUCAAGGUGAUAACUGUGACUGUGAUGGGUACACAGAUAGCAUCUAUACAGUUUCUAUAAGCAGUGCAUCACAACAAGGGCUGUCUCCAUGGUAUGCAGAAAAAUGUUCUUCCACACUGGCUACAGCUUACAGCAGUGGAGACUACACAGACCAAAGAAUUACAAGUGCCGAUCUUCACAAUGACUGCACAGAGACUCACACUGGCACGUCAGCAUCAGCUCCAUUAGCUGCAGGCAUUAUUGCCCUUGCUCUGGAAGAAAACCCAAAUCUUACAUGGAGGGAAUUGCAACAUUUAAUUGUCUGGACUUCUGAAUAUGAUCCGCUGGCCAACAACCUAGGCUGGAAAAGGAAUGGAGCCGGUCUAAUGGUGAACAGUAGAUUUGGUUUUGGCUUGCUUAAUGCCAAAGCACUGGUUGAUAUGGCAGAUCCUAAAACCUGGAACGGAGUGCCAGAGAAGAAACAAUGCAUUGUCAAAGAUAAUAUUUUUGAAUCCAGGGCCUUGAAAGCUGGUGGAGAGAUUACUAUAGAAAUCCCCACCACAGCUUGUGAAGGGCAAGACAAUAAUAUUAAAGCUUUGGAACAUGUCCAACUGGAAGCAACAAUUGAAUAUACUCGGAGAGGAGACCUUCACAUCACUCUGACAUCUCCUGCAGGAACCAACACUGUGCUCUUAGCAGAACGUGAAAGGGACUCCUCACCAAAUGGUUUUAAGAACUGGGCCUUUAUGUCAGUGCACACCUGGGGAGAGGAUCCAUUGGGCACAUGGCUUUUGAGGAUUACUGAUGUGUCUGGAAGAAUGGAAAACAAAGGGGAAAUCAUUGACUGGAAACUGAUUUUACAUGGUACCUCCACCAAGCCACAGCAUAUGCAGAAGCCAAGGGUAUACACUCCUUAUAAUGCUGUGCAGAAUGACAGGAGAGGUGUGGAAACCAUGGAUGAACUUAUAGAGGAUGACAUUUUCAGGGAUGUUGAUCCUAGAAAUCCGUACAGAACGGGGAACACCAGCAAAGAAAAUGUCAACAUGGAAGACACUAAAGAAGAAGUAGCCUUACGUGCUAAUUCUGCUGAAAAGCCAUAUGACCAACAAAAUCAAGAUAAUAGAGCUCUGCAAUUUUUCCAUUCCAGCAGGUCCCAUGAGGAUAUGAAAUUACCUCAUCAGAACUUCUACCAAGCCACUGGAAAACUAAACAAACAGCUUCAUUUGAAAGGCUUGGAGGAAAGCGAAGUAAAUGAAUACAGUGACCAACUUUAUGAUGCCAAACCUAUUAAGCAUAGAGAUGAUACAUUGCUGCAAGCUUUAUUAGAGAUAUUGGCAGAGAGUCAAUAAUUAUUUGGUUGUGAGCAGGUUUUGUGUUAAAUAGAGUAUUGUCUUUGUAUAUUUGUGAUUCUGUGUAAAGAAGUAAAUGAAUUUGACAAGAAAUUAUCUUGAUAAAGCAUUUAAAUAUAUUUUCAUUAUUUAUUUGUAGAUGGUAUAAUUUUCACGAUAUCCAUGAAUUAUCGUGUGGCUAUGUACAGUAGAUUUUGCUUCAUGGUACAAAAGUGUAGGCUGUGGACCUGAACAUAAAUAUUAAAACCACAUCCAAAGAUCUGAAGCAUCAUAACAGUAAAAUAUAGUCUAAUAGAAUCCAAAAUAUCAGUUAAUUGUUUGUAAACAAAUCAUUAAUACUUUAUAGUAAUGAUCAUAGACCUUUUGUUAACAAAGAUUUUAUUUUGCUAAUGAAUGGACAGAUUAUUUAGACCUAGUUUCACAAGAUGGUUGUUUACUUGAUUAAUUGUUUGAUGAUGUGGAAAGCUUGACAAUCUAUCAUAAUUUUUACACAAAAUACUUCAUCAUAAAGCCAGCUUGCAUUUG